CCUUCCAUCUCUGUGCUUAGACAUCAGUGGAUAAGGAAUGGCUGUGAUCAGUGGAUUGCCCACACGCUUUCCUAUGUGCGGACUGUGAGACACCAAAGCCUGCAACUCUCUCCUCCUCUGCCCAUCAAAAACUAGAAUCUGUUCCAGAUUCUUGAAGACAGACAUGUCAGCGGUGCUUCUCAGGGCCUCCGUCUGCCUUCUCCUCCUCCUCUUCCUCCACCAAAAGCUUGCCGCCUCAGCAAACGGAGGAGAUAGCUUCACCUACAGUGGAUUCAGGGGAGCCAAUCUUACCCUCGAUGGGGUGGCAGCCAUCUCAUCCGAUGGUCUUCUUGUAGUCACCAACAAGACGACGCAGAUAAAGGGCCAUGCCUUCCAUCCAUCCCCUCUUCACUUCAGGAAUCCAUCAAAUGGUACAAUCUUCUCCUUCUCCACCACUUUUGUCUUCGGCUUCGUCUCGGAAUUCACCAAUCUUAGUGGGAACGGCAUGGCUUUCCUUGUUUCUCCCACCAUGGACUUCUCCAAAGCCUUGGGUAGUCAGUACCUAGGCCUCUUCAAUCAGAGCAACAAUGGUAACUCGACCAAUCAUGUGCUUGCGAUUGAGCUUGACUCGAUCUUUAACCCCGAAUUCGCAGAUAUGAAUGACAACCAUGUCGGGAUCGACAUAAAUGGCUUGAAAUCCAACAAGUCCCAGUCUGCUGGUUACUAUGCUGAUGAUUCUGGUCUGCUCAAUACUUUAAGUCUUAGAAAUUGUGAAGCCGUGCAGGUUUGGGUAGACUACGACGGCCAAACGAAGCUCAUCAACGUUACCUUGGCUCCCGUCCGAAUGGCCAAGCCACACAAACCUCUGUUGUCUGACACCAUUGAUCUUUCAAGCGUGUUAUUAGAUCCCAUGUUUGUCGGCUUCUCGUCUUCCACUGGUCCUUUCCUGACGUCUCACUACGUUCUCGGAUGGAGCUUCAAGAUGAAUGGAGUAGCUCCGGACCUUGACGACUCCCUGCUGCCUGUGCUUCCUUGUCCCAGAUCUAAGGGUAAAUCAGACGUUUUGGUCAUUGUGCUGCCGUUGGCGUCGGCUGGACUCGUUCUAAUCACCGUAGGGAUCAUUGUGCUUCUCGUGAGACGGAGGAUUAAGUAUGCAGAGCUCCUCGAGGAUUGGGAGCUUGAGUACGGUCCUCAUCGGUUCUCCUACAAAGAUCUGUUCGAAGCUACCAAGGGUUUCAGAGACAAGGAGCUGCUCGGAAUGGGCGGGUUCGGAAGGGUCUACAAGGGGGUGCUGCAGACUUCUAAGGUGGAAGUUGCGGUGAAGAGAGUGUCUCAUGAAUCGAGACAGGGCAUGAGAGAGUUCAUAGCAGAGGUUGUCAGCAUCGGUCGCCUCCGCCACCGGAACCUUGUCCAGUUGCUGGGCUAUUGCCGGCGCAAAGGGGAGCUCCUGUUGGUGUACGACUACAUGCAAAAUGGGAGCCUCGACAAGUUCCUGUAUGACGAAGCCAAGCCUACUCUGGACUGGCCGACGCGCUUCCGGAUCAUCAAAGGCGUGGCAUCAGGCCUUCUCUAUCUACACGAAGACUGGGAGCAAGUCGUCAUCCACAGAGACGUCAAGGCAAGCAAUGUGCUGCUCGACCAUGAACUGAACGGAAGGCUGGGCGACUUUGGCCUAGCAAGGUUGUAUGAUCACGGAACUGCUCCCAAGACCACUCGUGUCGUCGGAACCAUGGGUUAUCUUGCUCCCGAGCUGGCUCGAACCGGCAAGGCCACCACCAUCACCGACGUGUUUGCGUUCGGGAUCUUCGUCUUGGAGGUUGCUUGCGGAAGGCGGCCGGUGGACCCGAUCACCUUCGGGGAGGAGCUCAUUUUGUUGGAUUGGGUGCUGGAGAAUUGGCGGAAGGGAUGCAUACAGGAGACGAGUGAUCCGAGGCUGGGAGAAGAAUUCGUGGUGGAGGAGAUGGAGCUGGUUUUGAAGCUUGGAUUGCUGUGCUCGCAUCCGCUGCCGGCGGGCAGGCCGAGCAUGCGCCAAGUUGUGGAGUACUUGGAGGGCAAUGCGCCACUCCCAGAGUUGUCGCCGACGUACCUCAGCUUCAGCGUUCUUGCGAUGCUUCACAACGAAGGCUUCGACGACUACAUCAUGUCCUAUCCUUCGUCGGUGGCCACUGCAACUUCUAUUUCCGGAGGUUUUCAGAAGCAGAUGGGAAGCAUCGCUUUAUGAGACGUCUCCCUCUCUUCUGUUCCUUCCUUUCCACAUAGCGACUGUUCUCUUUGCAUCGAUACGAAUCUACCAGGAGUCAGAUAAACUUGAUUAACAUGAUAUUUUGAUCCAAAGUAUACAUGAUGGGUUCA
Musa acuminata subsp. malaccensis (wild Malaysian banana) is the source of this 2331-nucleotide messenger RNA. RefSeq names its product L-type lectin-domain containing receptor kinase SIT2. Gene Ontology annotation, molecular function: transmembrane receptor protein serine/threonine kinase activity; ATP binding; carbohydrate binding. The record is from RefSeq and is a predicted model, not a curated record. Gene Ontology annotation, cellular component: plasma membrane. NCBI's taxonomy places the organism in Eukaryota, Viridiplantae, Streptophyta, Magnoliopsida, Zingiberales, Musaceae. Gene Ontology annotation, biological process: defense response to oomycetes; protein phosphorylation; defense response to bacterium.